UGUAAACACGAACAUCGUCACACAACAUCAAACUUGUUGAUGUGAUUUUAUGUCUGUUACCUUGAUUCAUACGUUUAAAAUAUUCACUAAAUUUCAUACAUGAGAAGUCUGAAUUUCUCAGUCAAUUGGCUAAAUAAACCUAUUUCAAUCAAGUCUGCUCCUCUUGUUCUCAUUUCACUGCGAUGCCUUCUGACAAUUACAACUUUGGCGAUGUCUUCCAGGCAAUUUACAUCGCCAAACAGAAGCCUUCGCCGCCGCCUGUUGCUGAAGACAUGAAGGUUGUGUUGCAAAGCUUCCCGCCUCUCGGGAAAGUAACACCUGUCCAGGGCACAAAGGUCACUUUGACGGCUGUCCUUGAGAUACCCAAGUUCCGUGCCACUGAGCCAUGGGAAGCCUCAGUAUGGCACUCAGUAGACGGCUCAGAUUGGAAGGACUUGGAGGUAGCCUCCAUCACAGAGACUGGAGUUCCUCAGACUCUCCAAGUACUGGAUGAUUCUAUGGCACGAUUCUAUUUCACGUCUUCCUUCUCAUUUACAGCAUCUGUGCAAUUCACUCUCAAGUUUCGACAUAGUCCUGAUGCAGACUGGAGAUGGAUCCGCGAUGAACAGGGUCUCAAUGAUGGCUUGAUUGUCAAUGCUUCUAACAGGAUUUCUUCUAGUGAUCUCUCUGAUUUAAUUCCUGAUCUUAACUCUCAAGACUGGAGUGUCAAGCCACGUUUGAGUCAAUCACCUAGAACUUCACUCUGGUCACUCGAAGCAGUCAUUCCAGCUGCAAAUGGCGAUGAAUCUACGUACAGAGACAUCAGUGUCGGUACUCCCUGGGGCUCUUUUGUCAGAUGGUUUUCUCUUGUCAGACUAUGGUCACCGUGGCUUGCACCUCGCCAUGGGCACUCUCAAUUUAACCUCGAUAAAGAUGCCAUUCUCUGUUGCUUCUUAAGCCCCCAAGGUCAAAACCUAGUGUUCCUUGCCGUCGGCGGUGUCAGUCAUGUCUUGUCAGUAUUUCGAAGCGAGCCCAAUGGAAAGCUUCAAGUUCAUAUCCGAAAUGACGGUCUCUCCGAAGAAAAGGCCGUUAUUCUUGUUUCGGUUGGAGACGAUUUCGACUGCGCCAUUGCAUCUGUGAUGUAUCAUGCUCGAGAUAUGGUUGCGGGAACAAAGAAGGCCAGCGAUGAGUGGUCACAGGAGUUAUCCGCAUUGAAGAAUGACUUCAAACCAGAGUGGCUAGAAUACUGGUUUGAUGGACUGGGUUUCUGCACAUGGAACGCUCUGGGGCAACGACUGACAGACCAGAAAAUAUUCGACGCUCUCGAUAAGCUUUCUGAGCACAACAUCCAAGUAUCGAGUCUCAUCAUUGAUGACAACUGGCAGUCGAUCGAUUAUCGCGGCCCCAGCCAGUUUCAAUAUGGCUGGAAUGAUUUUGAAGCGGAGCCCAAGGCAUUUCCCAAAGGCUUGAAAUCCACCAUAUCUCAUAUUCGACAGAACCAUCCACAUAUUCAACACAUUGCUGUUUGGCAUGCCCUCCUGGGCUACUGGGGUGGCAUUGCCCCUGACGGCAAGCUUGCCAAGACAUACAAGACUAUCGAAGUGACACGGGAAGAUGCUGACCGCCGAAACCUUCCGUUAGGUGGGAAGAUGACGGUGAUCGCACAAGAAGAUGUGAAUCGAUUCUAUGAUGACUUUUAUCGAUUCCUUUCGGAUGCCGGUAUCGAUGCUGUUAAGACGGACGCGCAGUUCAUGAUCGACACGUGGAUUGAAGCCUCCCCUCGCCGAGAUCUGAUCAAUACGUACCUCGAUGCGUGGACCAUCUCGACACUUCGUCACUUCAGUGCCAAGGCGAUAUCAUGUAUGUCGCAGUUCCCGGAGGCACUCUUCCACUCGCAGAUGCCAACCAAUCGGCCUACCAUUCUUGUACGAAACUCUGACGACUUCUUCCCUGAGAUUCCUGCUUCACAUCCCUGGCACGUGUGGACAAAUGCGCACAAUGCUAUUUUCAUGCAGCAUCUAAAUGUUCUUCCGGAUUGGGAUAUGUUCCAAACUGUACAUGAGUAUUCUGGAUUUCAUGCUGCGGCCAGAUGUGUGAGCGGAGGUCCAAUUUAUAUCACUGAUGUUCCCGGUGAGCAUGACAUGGAUCUUAUUGAGCAAAUGAGUGGUCACACCCCGCGGGGUAAGACUGUCAUAUUCCGGCCAAGCUCUUUAGGAAAGGCCGUUGACCCUUAUAUCGGAUACGACGAUGAUUUACUCCUCAAGGUUGGAAGCUAUCAUGGUGAGAAUUAUCUAGAGGGAGGUGAGUAGUGUGUACUAAUCAUGAUUCAGGAGCCUCACAUACCGGAAGCCCUAUUAUGGCCAUUUUCAAUAUCUCCUCUCGGCCAUUGACUGAAUUGGUUUCCCUUUCAGCGUUCCCUGGUGUGGUUCACGAUCUUGAAUAUGUGGUUCGUGCUCAUACCACGGGCAAGGUUUCUCAUCCUACCAAGGUCGAGAGCCCAGAGUCACUAUUUACUAUCUCAUUGCCUGUCAGAGGGUAUGAUAUUCUCUCCGCCUUUCCUCUAACUCGCCUAUCCAGCAAGAAGCAUGGCAAUGUCGUGAUCUCGAAUUUGGGCCUGCUGGGCAAGAUGGCUGGCGCAGCAGCAAUCCUCAUGAGCGAUGUUCAAGAGCGAGAGAAUGGCCGUGCUUUGAUUGAUACGCGAGUUAAAGCAUUUGGCAUCCUAGGGAUAUUUGUCUCUACGCUCCCUUCUUUGACGAUCGAAGGUGAUUUCCUGAUCACGGUUCAAGAAAAGGUGAUACCCUUGCAUACCGUGGCCAUAUCUAAGGUUGAUACUCGCGUACUUGAGAUCGACAUUGGAAAAGCCUGGAAGGAAUUGGGUCUUGAAACUCGAUGGGGAAAUGACGUUGAAGUCAAGGUCUACUUCAGUUUGUGAAGGGUCUGUCACGAUUGACAACUCACACAUACUCAGGACUGAAGCACAACUUGCCAAACCCAAUAAACACUUAGCUUAUUCAUUAUCAUAAGCCAUACAAGUUCGCAAACAAGUGCAGUUUAUCUAUAAUAAGACUUUAACACCACAGCUGCAGGGUAAGUCAAUUUCAAAGUGGUGAUAAAGAGCUUAUUAAUUUUAGC
Molecule: messenger RNA, 3111 nt
Organism: Fusarium odoratissimum NRRL 54006
Lineage: Eukaryota; Fungi; Ascomycota; Sordariomycetes; Hypocreales; Nectriaceae
Exons: 5
Coding region: 183-2288 (701 amino acids)
Source: RefSeq, a predicted model, not a curated record